AGUUCGUGGACAGUCUCUAGGAGUCAAGCGUUUCGUUUACUCGUAACAUAAAUGCACCUAUUAGAAGAGAGAUGGAAACAUCAAGGAAAGAAUAUUUCGCCAAACCUAGGACAUGGGACGUAGUUUAAAGUUAUCCAAACACAAAAUGUUGGGGACAGAAUGAGGGAUACAGAAAGAUGUUAUCAAUAGGUACCUAGGUACUCUUGCUUAUUAAUAGCAGCAUUGAAACAAGUGGGGGUUAAUUACCUAAGACUUCGUCAUUUCAGAUUAACGAGCUGGCGCUACUGGCGUUUGUUCAUAGUACGGACUUAGUACCCACAGGUACAUACCUUAAAGUAUGGAUCGACAACAAGGGGACGUGGAGCAAGGACAUCCAGUAUACCACCGGGUAGAUCCGCUGCAACAAUCACUGCAACAAUCACUGCAACAAUCGCACUUCCUAAUCAAUCAGAUCCGUAACUCAAUCCAGUCUCUCUGGUCUCGAACACCGAAUUCAUAUCCUUCCAUCCCCAACAUCCCGAGGACAUCACCCGAAAGGCUAGCUCUCGCCUCCGCCGAUUCCCCCGAUAACGAUGCGUCCACAACCGUCUUAUACCUGGCCUAUGGCUCGAACCUCUGCGCCCAAACUUUCAUCGGCAUGCGUGGUAUCCAUCCCAUAAGCCAGGUCAACGUAUCCGCGCCCGGCUUCGACCUUGCCUUCGACCUGCCGCAAUUCCCAUACUGGGAGCCGUGCUCCUCGAACGCCACGCCCCGCAAGAUCCCCAAACCACCCUUUCCAGGCGACCCGCCGAGUCCCCCAUUCCCACCACCACCUCCAGGGUGGAAACAACCCGAGAAGCAUGACCCCGAUACAACUGAAGCAGAAGUAGUGGGAGAAGAAGAAGAAGAAGAAGAAGAAGAAGAGGAAGACCCCAACGUAGCGCUGCCACUCCUCCCCUCGCUACCCCCCGACACCAAGCCCUCGUGGUCCAAGGGCCUCUACGGCGUCGUCUACGAGCUGACGCGCUCGGACUUCGCCAAGGUCAUCCGCACAGAGGCCGCCGCGUACCACGACAUCCUGGCCCCGUGCCUCGCCUUCCCGCCGCCCAUCCACGUCCCCGAGAAGCCGCCGGUCCCCGAGCUGCCGCGCCCGUUCGUCGCGCACAUGCUCUACGCGCCACGGCUGCCUUCGCUUCCCGAUGACGGUGAUGGUGAUGGUGAUGGUGGCGGCAACUGCGCCGACAAGCUCAAAAAACUCUGCCGCACCCUCCUCCUCCCCGUCCGCCGCCCCGACCCCGGCCGCGCGCAGCCGAGCCUGCGCUACCUCAACCUGCUCCGCGACGGCGCGCGCGAGCACUACCUCCCCGACGACUACCAGGCUUACCUGCGCCGCCUGCAGCCGUACACCAUAACCACGCGGCGGCAGAAGGUCGCGCGCCUGCUGUUCUGGAUCGUCGAGGUGCCGUUUUUCCUGCUGCUGGUGCUGGUUGGCUAUGUGCUGGCGGACAAAGGGGGCAGGGUGCCGAGGUGGGUCGGUGUCGUGGGGACGGUGGCGCUGAAUCUGGUGUGGAUGGCGCAUGAUACGGUUAAGCCGGUGUUGGGGGAUGGGGAGCAUACGAUGGAGGAUGAGGAUGAGGAUGGGGAUGGCACGGGGACUACGCGGGGGCGGGGAGGGGGUAACACGGCGAAUAUAAGAAACAACUCUGUUUGGGGGGGUGAGAAGAAUGCUUUGCUUUCAGAUUGGUAUCUACCUAGGUACGAUAAAUAAUUCCACUACCUAUUAUGCCUAUCCAUCUAUCAUGCGCUUUGUUUGAACCGUCCGUGUUCCCUUUCCCCUUCCCUAUC
Molecule: messenger RNA, 1824 nt
Organism: Hypoxylon fragiforme
Lineage: Eukaryota; Fungi; Ascomycota; Sordariomycetes; Xylariales; Hypoxylaceae
Exons: 3
Coding region: 338-1747 (469 amino acids)
Molecular function (GO): gamma-glutamylcyclotransferase activity
Source: RefSeq, a predicted model, not a curated record